This is a messenger RNA of Odocoileus virginianus texanus, 10129 nucleotides long. NCBI's taxonomy places the organism in Eukaryota, Metazoa, Chordata, Mammalia, Artiodactyla, Cervidae. The record is from RefSeq and is a predicted model, not a curated record.
AGAUGUAAAAGUGUUCUAUGUUUCAGCACAUAUUUACAUUCCUGGUGUUCUUCAUUCCUUUGUGAUCCAAGUUUCCAUCUGGUACCAUUUCCCUUCACCUGAAGAACUUUCUUAAAUAUGUCUUAUUGUGUGGUUCUGCUGGUGACAGAUUCUUUCAGCUUUUCUUUGUCUAAAAAAGUUUCUUUUUUGCCUUCAUUUUUGAAGGAUACUUUCCCUAAAUAUCGAAUUCUUGGUUGACAUGUUUUUUCCCCUUGAGCACUUUAAAAAUGUCAUGCAGUCGUUUUCUGGCUUGCACAUUUUCUGAUAAGAAGUCAGCAGUUAUUAUUAUCUUUGCUCCUUUGUAUACUACAUCUUUUAUUCUCUGGCUGCUUUAAGAUUUUUUUCUUUAUCACUAGUUUUCAUCAAUAUGAUUAUGUUGUGUCUUAGUACAUUUGUGGGGUUUUUUCUGGUUUUGUUUUUUGUGUGUUUGUUUAGUCUUGCUAAGGGGUGAUUGGGCUUCUUGGACCUAGGUUUUAUCCAAUUUAGAAAAUAAUAAAUUUUAACCAUUAUUUCUUCAAUUAUACUUUUAUCCCACCCCCCAUUUUUCCUCAUCUUCUCAGAUUCCAAUUACAUGUGUGUUAGACCACUUUCUGUUAUCCCCAAGUCACUGAAACUCUGUUAAAUAUUUUUUUUCUGUCUGAUCUUCAUUUGGGAUCAUUUUUAUUGCUAAGUCUUCAGAUUUUCUAAUCUUUUGUGGGGAGAAGGCUGUAUCUAAUCUGCUGUUAAGCACAUCCAGUGAAACUUUCAUUUUAAAUGUUACAAUUUUCACCUCAAUAAGUCCCAUUCAGUUUUUGUUUUUAUCAUCCAUUUCUUUCAUUAUGUUCCUGUUUUUCUUUAAAUAGUUUUACAUUGUUAAACUAGCUGUUAUCCUUGUCUGUCAGUGAUCAUUUCUGGGUGUUUCUGUUAUUAUUUUCCUUUCCAUGAGUCACAUUUUUUCCCUGCUUCUUGGCAUUUACUUAAUUAUUUAUUGGAUGUUGAACAUUGUAGAGAUUAUGUUGUUAAAUGUCUGAAUUUUGUUGUUUCACUGUGAAAAGAGUUAGACUUUGUUUUUGAAAGUAGUUGCUUGUGGAAUAUUUUCAUCCCUUCAAGGCCUAUUUUUAUGUUUUUCUAGAGCAGAUCAGGGUCACUCUGGCUCCAGGGAUAAAUCAGUCCUACUACUAAAGCAUGGCCUCUCUGAUUCUCUACUGAAUACCUCAGAUGAUCUCUGAGAACGCUAUACUCUGGUUGGUUGGACCCUGAAUAUCUCCCUACCUUUGUGUGUCUUAGGAAUUAUUCAACUUACAACUUCCUGGUCAUUGUUUUCCUAGUCUUUGUGAGUUUUAUUGUAUGCAUGCAUGGCUUAGUGGUCAAAAAAGACUCAAGGGGAAUCUUGUGAAGAUUUAUUUGAGCUCUUUUUUCUGCAUAGCUCCCUCAUUUCUGAAAUUCUGCUUUGCCUCAGCUUCCCUGAAUGCUGGUCUGUGUUGAUAAUAAAGCCACCGAGCUCUGUUUGGUCCCCCUUUCCCGAUAAUCUAAGUCUGGAAAUUGCCUCCGGAAGAUAUCUGGGACACUGAUAAAGCUUACAUUAUUUGUUUCUCUUCUCUCAAAGAUCAUCAUCCAGUGCUGCCUGCUGUCCAAUACUUAAAACUGUUGAUUCACUUCUAUUUUGUCCAGUUUUGUAUUUAUUUAUGACAAGACAUUAAAUCUGUUCCUUUUUAUUCCAUCAUGGCCAAAAGUGGAAGUCUCUGUCCAUCCCUUUUAAUAUAACAUCUAAUUUUAUGAAAAAGUAUUUCUGAAGUAUCUGGGUUCUGUACUCCUUGAGCUAGUGUAAAAAUGCUUUAUUUUCAUUUAACUAUGAACCAAAUUGACUUGAUAGCAGAACAGAAACUGGGUUCUUGUUUCUGUGAACUCACUGAAGUGGGCGGUCUGUGAUGCAGACACACCUGUGGUGGGAUCUGAAAGAAAAAGGCAACUUGCACAUGUGGUUCAGAUCCUUUAUUUAGCAACUUAGUAUUUGAAGAUUUUUUUUUUGAGGUGUCUUUUUCCAGCUAUUGUUCAACUUUUCAUUUUGUCAAAUAUAUCACAGAAAUGUUCUUGUCUGCAAGCUGUCACCUGAUGAAUUGUUUCAGUGUGGUGGAGUAUGGACUUUUGAGGGCCUUACUGCUAGUCAGGAAGCCCUGACUCCUGUUCCCUUCCCUUUAGUAGCCUCUGUUUUUUUGUUGCCCCUACAAAGUUGAAAAGGAUCUCUCACUUCCCAGUUAUUUCUUCUGAUGUUCUUUUGGGGAACACUGCCUUCCUGUGCAGUGUGAGCAUGAAACUCUCCAAGGCCUAUUGCUAGGAGGCCUAUGGCCAACCUGUCUCUGAGAGCCAAUAUUCCUGCCACUGGCUUUCAAUCUGAGUUUGUCUUCUCUCUGUGCCUGGGCUAACAUUCAUUUGUCUUGUCUGGAUUCUCUCUGGGCUGCCUGUAUCAGUUCUCUGCCAGUCCAGUUUCCCCCCUGUUUGGGAUACGUUUUCUUAGGUAUGUCCAUGCUCUAGCUUGUCAGUCAACCUCUGUGCAAGGGAAGACUCAAGAAGAUUUAAAACAAGUGAAAAGGAAAUCACCAGUCUCAUCCCAUGGGACCCAGAGGCAGAGCUGCUGUCGCUCGCGGCUCUUUCCACUUUCAUUAGCUCUCCCUGAUCCCCAAGGUCUGGCCCUUACCCAAGAAGUCAAGUCCUGUCCAACUCCUUACCAUUUCUGGGAAACCAAGUCCUGGCAGUGCCCCCUUGGAGAGCUUGAGGCUCAGAUGAGCUGUGCCUCCCUCAGCCUAGCUUGGGAACCUGUCACUGCUUCCUGAUUCUAGUGUUCAUCUCUGCCUCUUGCCCCAGCAUAACACACAACAGGGCCUGAACCCCAGCUGCUAUCUUUCUUCCCUCUUUCUGCUUCUCUCCCCGGAGUCUGCCAAGGAAUGGAUACCUGUUGGGUUUAUAAUUUCCAUCAUCCCGAUUGGGGAGCUGAGUUUCAGUACAGGAAAGUGAUUGAGCUAACAUCCCUUGGGAAGACAAUGGGAGCCGGGGCCAUAGCCCAGGUCUCCUGGCACGUGGCCAGGUUCUCUUUCUAGGACUUCUUGAGGCUUAUACUUAGAUUUCCAUGUUCGCAUGUAUACUCACUCUAGACUCUCACCUCUCAUCCCUGGGGUUACUGGCACUGCCCUUGCCUCAUUCUAGAAUGGAUGGAAAGACAGAUUGUUCCUGGGAAUUCUUUCAGGAUUCGGUGACGUUUGGUAAUGUGGCACAAUACCUCAUCAAAGGGAGUGAUUGAGGCUGGACCCUAAGCAGAGGACCUCAGCAUAUUGAAGAAACGUGAUAUCUGUGGGUAAGGAUGACCCCAGCCCUUUCACAAGAUUUGCCACCAGCUUCAUGGUCCUACAGAGCUGGGAGUGGGAUAAGGGGGCACCUGACAUAGCCCCACACAAGCCCAACUUCCAGCUUAUGCUCCCUGGGAAUGGGCUGUAAGGAAAUACAGAGGGUCUGCUACACACGACCCGUCAAAGUAACGGGUGUCCCUCCAAACUCAUAAUGGCUUAGAAAGAAGUUAGAACAAACUGGCCACCAUAAUGAAAUACUUUUUUAACCCACAAAUUAUGUAAAUUUUAUGGGAACUUUAUUGUAGUUUACUAUUGAGAGAGGCUGACAUGGCAAGUUCCUUUGUACCACGAGGGGCUGCAUGUGUGAGGGGGGGAGGCUUCUUAGGAGGAGAGACUGCCAGGGGUCAGCUUUGAUAGUUAUGGAAGGACCCCAAGUUCAGUGUGCAGAGCUUGAGGACAGUGGACAGGGGAAAGGGAGGAUCCACCCCUCAGGAAGAUGACCUGGUGCUCUAUGUGGAUAGACCCAGAGCUUGCUUCAUCCAGCCCCUGGAAGGAGCUGACCAUUGGGAAAGACAUUUGAUAUGAAUGAAUGACUUGCCUAAGGGAACAGCCACUCCAGCCCUUGAGGAUUGAAAGGUUCCCCUUCAAAGGCCCCAACCUGAUGUCAUCUCUGGCUGCUGCUACUGCCUGUUUCUUUUUCCACAAGAAGGAGUUCCUGUUUUGACCCUCACCUUGGUCUCUCACCUGGAGCAAGUCAGAGCCAUCCCCUAACGUGGAUUGAGCUAAACAUUCAGAAAGCAUCUGGGCAACCCAACAGCCAAUGAUGGAUGAAGACGCACAGUCACAGGAGAUGGCCUCCACAAGCUCCCCUAGGGCCAGUGAGCCCAGCCCUGAGGUCAAACAGAAUGGGGACUCCGGGGGGAAGGGAGGAAGCCCCCAGAAUUUGCCUGUAGAGCAUCACUUUGCAUGUAAAGAGUGUGGGGAUGCCUUUCGGCUUAAGGUCCUUCUGGUACAGCACCAGCGAAUUCACUGUGAGAAGAAGGGCUGGGAGUGCGGUGAUUGCGGGCAGGUCUUUUGUGGGGUGGCUGAGUUAAAUGAGCACAGGAAGAGCCACGUAGCUGCAGAGCCCCAGCCGGGCCCCAGCUGGGUCCUCGACGGGGCCGUGGAGAAGAGGGAGCAAAUGGAGAAGGAGGCGAAACCCUUCGAGUGUGAAGAAUGCGGGAAAAGGUUCAAGAAGAAUGCAGGCCUCAGUCAGCAUCUGCGCGUCCACAGCCGAGAGAAGCCCUUUGACUGUGAGGAAUGCGGCCGCUCCUUCAAGGUCAAUACACACCUCUUCCGCCAUCAGAAGCUGCACACUACGGAGAAGCCCUUUGCCUGUAAGACGUGUAGCAGGGAUUUCCUGGAUCGCCAGGAACUUCUCAAGCACCAGCGGAUACACACCGGCCACCUGCCCUUCGACUGCGACGACUGCGGCAAGUCCUUCCGAGGAGUCAAUGGCCUGGCCGAGCACCAGCGCAUCCACAGCGGAGCCAAGCCCUACGGCUGCCCCCACUGUGGCAAGCUCUUCCGGAGGAGCUCGGAGCUCACCAAGCAUCGGCGGAUCCACACUGGCGAGAAGCCAUACGAGUGCGGCCAGUGCGGCAAGGCCUUCCGGCAGAGCUCCAGCCUCCUGGAGCACCAGCGCAUCCAUACCGGGGAGCGUCCCUACGCCUGCGGCGACUGUGGCAAGGCCUUCCGGGGGCCUUCCGACCUGAUCAAACACCGGCGCAUCCACAGCGGACUGAAACCCUAUGAAUGCGACAAAUGCGGGAAGGCCUUCCGCCGGAGCUCUGGCCUGAGUCGCCAUCGGAGGACCCACAGCGGAGCAAGACGCUGCGAGUGCAGCGAGUGUGGCCGCGUGUUCAAGAGGCGGUCAGCGCUGCAGAAACAUCAGCCAACCCACCACGAGUAAGCGAGGCUCGCAGCCCCACGGCUGGCAGCGGAUUCCCACCGGGGCCAGAUCCCUAGAGGGGGAGGGCAGAGUCAAAGGAGAUGAACAGUUUUGUAGUGCUUAUAUAUUUUCUCUUCAAGAAAGGUUGAAAUCAAUUUAUACUACCACCAGCAAUUUAUAAGUGUCUGUGUUUCCCAUUUUGCCUAUCUAGAGUAGUUUUACCAUUUUGAUUGAUUUUGGCUGGUUCAACUGGCCUCAAGUACCUUCAAGGUAUUUAAACCCACAGGCCUUGAAUUGGAGAAUGAGAGAAGAGAAAUCUGGAUGUGGGAGGUGGAACUGAAUGGAGAUGCUUGUUCUCCUCCAAGCUCCCCCUUCAGGGAAACGGAGACCCAGAGCUAUUCAACGAUGGUGUCGGUAGAUUGUGAAUCCCAACUUUCCCUAACAGAGCGAUCACCCCAAAGUUUUUGGCCUACUUGAAUUUAUAAAUUUUUAGGGUUGUAAAUAGAAUAAUCAAAUGUCUUAUAAUAUUUAAUUUAUUAAUUUAGUUAUGCAUACCUAUUAUAAAUCACAUUAUAUAUAAUAAUAUAUUAAUUUAGAAAAUAUUCCUUUCUUGCCUGACUCUGCUCCAUGAGAUCAUUUUAUCCUAAUUCCUCCUAUGCAUUUCUAACCGCACCGUCUUCACCAACCUCAGAGCCCCCUGUAGUCAUCAUUUUUAAAGCCCAUCCAGUGGCUUCCAUCUAUCUGAGCUGUGUGCCACGUAGCACUGUGACAAUCCCUGCACAAGGCUCUCACUAGAAAUCGCCUCCUACAAGCCAUAAGUACCUGUUCAUGUAACAUUAGAAUGAUGGUUGUCCUUUUUUAAUUUGUCUUAUAGUUCUACAAUGCACCCACAUAAGGUGUUCCUUUUUUUAAAUGACCUUUAAAAGGCUUUUUUAAAGCAUUAAAAACUUGUCAUUGUGAGCACAUACUCUUAAGAAGUACUGAAUCUGAGUUACAUUUCUUUUGUGUCCUUUUUUCUUAAACCGAUUCAACCUGGUGACUCCCAUGCAUAUCCAAAACUAGCAUCAACUGGAGUUUAUUUCAGGCUAAUGGGUCUCAUCCCCAAGCAGGACUAUUCGAAGUCAAGUUUUUGAGAGACAAUCACCAUGAUAACAAUAAUAUCCCAAGGACUUAAGCAUAAGGUGAUGCCUCCUUCAGGGGAACAAUAGCCUCUCCUGAUAUGGGGCCUAGAUGGUACUUCUCCAAUCCUCCAUUUCCACUUCUGUAAAACGAGGAUGAUCACAGGACUACCUCCUAAGGUUAUCGCAAGGACCAUGAUGCCUCACCUGGCACAGAGGUACACACUCAGUGAAGUCAUCUGCCAUCACCUCCAUGGUUAUUGCUGUUCUGUGACUCACUGGUAUCUGAACUGGGGAUGAACCCAGGCUCCUGACUCCUGGUCUCAACUUCUUUCUCUCACAUGAUGGCUUAAAAUACUGUUUCUGUUUCCUCGCAUGCAGAUCGUAUGUUCAUCUCCUUUGACCAGUUAUCAAGUUACCUUUGGAUAUAUUGACUUUAUACAGCAGUUCUUUCUAUAUCAAUUGUGAUGAUCUCUUUGCCAGUUUUAUUGAUUUGCUCUUUGUAGCAGUUUUAUUACAUUUAUGUUGUGCAAGCUUUUGAUUUUUACAUAUCCAAGCGUUCAUUGUUGUCAGUUAAAUCGUAACUUCCAUUGCUUCAGUAGUUAGAGAUGAUGACAUUUUCUUCUAGAUAUUGAAUUACAAAUGAAAAGUUGAAAGUCCUGCCCCACCAGAAGGUGAAUGCUCAGGUGGGCAGGCUGGAUGGAAUUGGGCCAGAGAUGCAGGCUCACUCCUCAUCCAAGAUGAAGACUCUGCACGUCUGUGGGCAGUACUUGACUUUCCAACCUGGCCACCCAGGCACUCAAGAGGAAUUUCCAUCUUGGAUUAGCCAGAACACUCUUGACUGUUCCUCAGCAUAGCCCUGGCCUUCAGCAGUGGGGCAGGACCUCACUUAUGGGUCAGGAUCAAUGGGGCGGUCCAAACUUGGUCUUGGCAGCAGCUGGCCAAACUUCCAGCUCCUGGGAGCCUUGGCCAUGGAUCGGUGUGGAUUCAGUGCCUGAGCAGCAGAUCCACUCAACAGACAUCUCAAACACGAAGACUCAACUGACUGAUGGCUGUCACGUGGAUGGUAUCCUCUUGCUAGAGAGUGAUUCUGGAACUAGAAAGCGGUCAGCAGUUUGGUGGCUUCCACUUUUGGUGACUAGGAGGAAAUUCACCAGUGUGUUCUGAUGUCACCUCCUGUGUCCACAUCUGUGAGGGGGUGACAGAACAAAGGCUUGAAGACAACCCUGCCCCUCUGAUGGCCACACCAGGCCUGGGCUGUGACUUGCCACAGCCUUUCCCAAGAGGGGCAGUUAAAACAAGGGUUUGGAGGGCAAUGAUGCCCUUCUGAUGACAGCCCGUGUGGCACAGAUAUAGAAAUUGGUCAUCCUGGGACUGGGCUCUCACUUUCAGCAGCCUCCCCCAGGAAGAACAGCAGCAAGGGCUAGCCAAGAACCUGGCCCCUGUAGCGUGACUUCUCAGCAGCUGUGCCCGGGGUAGAGGGGGAACUUGAGAGCCUGCCAAGGAAGGGCACCCUUCUGACAGGCCCACCGGGGCUGGGAAACAGGGUCCCACAGUGACCCUUGUGACCUUAGCCGGAGGUACUCUGGAUUGGCCCCCCCAGGUCACACCAGUGGCUCUCUGCGACAUCUCCAUCCUGACCCCCAGGCUGGAGAGAAGCUGACAGAUCUUGUUACAUAGCAAUUCUUUCUGCUCGGGGGCCUCAGUUCUUGCAAUAGUUGUAAAUCUAUGUCUGAAAUCACUACUUCCUGUCUCAUCAGUUUUCUCUUUUCAAGCUGUUAAUGAUAUAUUUGCUGCAGCUGUCAUUUGGUAAUGAAUGUUGGCGUCCAUGCGGCCAAGUCUGGCAUCACAACCUGGAAGUGGCCUGCCAUAUCUUGCCUGGGUUUUAGGAAGGAUCCAGAUGCAGUAUUAACUCAUAACUUAGCAUCGUCGACACCGCUCCACUUAUCCCCAGCCAGGACCCAGCACCUUGGCACCUUGGCACCUUGUCAUGCCCUCCUUUCCUUUGUUCCAUUCUCAGUUCUAUGAUUUUCUCUUGAACAGACCGUCCGCCGGAGUGAACACAUCUUUUCUGUCACUGUGUUUGUGGGUGAAGUCCAUGCUCUCUCUGUGGCUUUAACGUGUGUCCUGUAGUCACACCGAGUUCAGUGUUUGCCUCGGGUCCCUGGGGGAGGGGGUGAAUUUCCUUGGACUCUCUAGGUCUACUGCUACAUCAGAUGCAAAAUGUGAUCAGACUUGCUGUCAUGUGUGCUUGUCUAUGCAUUUAUGUAUCUACCUCAUUUCAUUCUUCUUUCUAAUCACACGUAUUCCUUUUGCAAGGCAAAUGGAGAGCAGGUUGGUUAUGUAGAAUGCCAGCUGUCCUUCAAAAUGGGUCCUUAUAUUCUGAAGAAAACCUCCCAUCACUUUUAUUAAAGUUUUGAAUACUUGCUGAAAUUUUCAGAAGAAAGUAACCGUUUACCACUUCUGCUGCUUAAUAAGAUGAACUGUGUAGAUUGGUUGUGUCUUACCCACUCUCCAGCUUCCAAAAUGAGCCCCACCCUGUCCUGGUGGGCAUCUCUCUUGCAUGGGGUUGCAUUCCACAUGCCUGGGGCUGUGCCCUGUUGUCUGCUAUGUGAACCCCACCCCAUCAAGGUCAUGUUCAUUCAACCAGAACUGAACACUUGACUCACGGGCAGUAACUGGUCGACAGAGCUGGAGACAUGGACCAGAUCUUUAGGGUUCUCUGUGAAGUGUAAAUAAGAAAACAGAGAAGUUUCUAGUUGGUGCUGGAAGGAAGAGGGAGCCACCUGGGAUUUAGGGGAGUUGCCCUGAUGGGCAGCACCAGCUUGAAGAUCUAUGGACUCCUGCUGGGCACCCUUAGAGAGCCUUGACCCCAGCACCACAAGGGAGCCUGGCAGUUCCCUUCUGGGAUCUCUGGCAACUGCCCUGGUCCACUUGUGUCCCUGCCGUAGACCCCCUUGACCUGAGCCAGCUUAAGUGGGCCUCUGCUUUUUACAGUCUGUCAAGAGCAAUUGCAUUUCCCCAUUUGUCCACUUCCUGAGAAGAAUCACAUGGUUGACUUUCCUCAUGUCCUACCCAGCCCUUGUCCCCAGACCAAGCCCCACCUGACUGUUCUAAACACCUCUUUUUAAUGUGGUAUUCUGUUUGCUAACAUGGAUACAAAUCUAUGCCUCCCAGUCUCGGUGAGUUUGACCAGUGAUUUUUCUGUCUGGGCAUUGUUACUUUCCUGACCCCAUGUUUGCCCCAGGAAAUGAGUUAAGUCACUGCUCACCCUAUUCUUGAUUUUGGAAGUGUCUAGCUACUUCCCAGCUAUCAGAUUGGGGAUUGGGAAACUGAUAACUUCUGGAUAGCUAGUAUACUUACAAUGUGUAGUUCUUAUUGCAUCUGUUUGGGUGGUUAUUUUCAAAAGUAGAAAUGGUCUCUUUAAACAAACAUGGCCUUCAGUGUUACUUGCAGAACUGAGAACAGUUAUUCUCUGCCCCAGUUCAUGUUUUGGUUGUUGGCUUUCUUUUCUCAUUCCUCCCCGGUUUCCUUAACUUGUCUGUUUUACAGCAGUUACUAUAAUCAGCCUUGCACUAGCGCUUUGCUCUCCCCACCUUCCCCAACCUGUUAGAUUGUGAGCUCUUAGAAGACAGGGGUGGCCCUUCUUAUCUGAUUCCCCUUCCAGAUCUAGCACAGUGCCUUGCAUCGAGUAGAUUUCAAUAAAUAUAUGUUAAAUGGCA